Messenger RNA from Schizosaccharomyces octosporus yFS286, 411 nucleotides. RefSeq names its product meiosis inducing protein Mei3. NCBI's taxonomy places the organism in Eukaryota, Fungi, Ascomycota, Schizosaccharomycetes, Schizosaccharomycetales, Schizosaccharomycetaceae. The record is from RefSeq and is a predicted model, not a curated record. The transcript has a single exon. Bases 1 to 411 code for a protein of 136 amino acids.
AUGAACCCUUCCAACUUCAAUGCUUCUACUCUUCAAACCCAACGCAGCUCUAAUGCCUCUCCUACCACUACCACCACUACUACUACAGGACGCGUUUCCAAAGCAGACUCUUCUCUUGCUGGAGGUAACACAUCGGUAGCGUCACUUCUACGUAGUUAUCCCAUGAAACGCACUAAACGCACUUACCGUCGUUCUCCAGCGAGUGUUCCUUCGUAUACUGCGGAAUUUGAAAAUAAGGAGAAUGUUUCAAAGAACUCCAACGAUGGUUCCGUUAAAUCUACAAAGCGUGCUUUAGCGGCAUCGGAUAUUAUGAACGAAACGACGUUGCUGGAUCUCUUUCAUACACCCAUGGACGACGCAACCAUGGAUAUUACCGAACGCGUAAACAAUGAAACUCGUCAAAACAUGUAA